AUGGAUCAAGGAAAAGAUGGAGCAAAUCCUACAAAAUCACAAAUUAUGAUUUACAUUUGUGGUGAAUGUCAUCAAGAAAAUGAAAUUAAGGCUCGGGAUCCUAUCAGGUGUCGGGAGUGUGGCUAUAGAAUUAUGUACAAGAAAAGAACAAAGCGCAGUAUCCUUUUACAAUUUGUCUUCUUAUUAUAUCUUUUGUGUUUAUUAUAA
Molecule: messenger RNA, 207 nt
Organism: Lottia gigantea (owl limpet)
Lineage: Eukaryota; Metazoa; Mollusca; Gastropoda; Lottiidae
Exons: 2
Coding region: 1-207 (68 amino acids)
Biological process (GO): DNA-templated transcription
Cellular component (GO): RNA polymerase III complex; RNA polymerase I complex; RNA polymerase II, core complex
Molecular function (GO): DNA-directed RNA polymerase activity; DNA binding; zinc ion binding
Source: RefSeq, a predicted model, not a curated record